AUGCAGCCAAACAGACCCUUAGGCCACACUAGCCAUUUGACUAUAAGUCUAGAAUCAAAACCGACGGACGAAGGCUUUUGGCUUCUGAUCCCAGUUCCUGUGGCGCAUAUACUGGAACAGGGCCCCACUUUCCGUUGGGUGCUGGUGGCAAGGAAGGAAGCACCCUUUUGCAGCUUGCAUCCAGGGAUGCUAGGGAAAUCAUUGGCUUCUCCUCUCUUGACCUUUGGUUCUGCAACACCCUUCUGCUUUUCCGCUGCUGAUCUUGCCACUGCUAAGCCAAAUAUCGUGUUGUUCAAUGUGAACUUCUCUAAUGGUCUUCCACAAGAUGUGCUCAGAGGAGCUAGGUCCACCAAUUUCUCUCCUAAGAAAUGGGCAAUACAUUCAACCGCACAAAUUGAAAAUUUAACUUUGAGCAAUGAAGAUAGGAAGACGUGGGAAGCAUGCAGGCAAGCUCUAUCUGCAUUCAGUUUAAGUGUUGAGGAGGAAGACAAGAUACUUGGAAAAGCAUUUGGCCAGUUUCAUUCACCCUACUGGGGUGAAGAACGUAAAAGAGAAGUACCAAAAUUUGAAGUUGUCAAUGAAGUAUUGGAUUAUCUUAGGGGUUUAAGCCUUUCCAAUGAUGAUAUCUGCAAGUUGCUGAAAAAAUUUCCUGAAGUUCUUGGAUGUGGCCUUGAACAUGAGUUAAAAUCCAAUGUGCAGAUCUUGGAAAAGGAAUGGGGAAUAAAAGGGAAAUCCCUUCGCAACCUUCUUCUUCGAAACCCGAAAGUGUUGGGUUAUAAUGUUGAUUGUAAGGGAGAUUGCAUGGCACAAUGCACUCGAUGUUGGGUUCGGUUUUAGCUGUCUACUAGUUUAUAUGCUUUUCUCUGUAUACAAAAUGGAUCAUUUUACUAUACUGAAACUAAUGUUGAAGUUGACUUGAUUUGUAAGUUCAAAUGUAUUCAAUGAGAAUAUGCCUGUAUCAGUUCAUUUGAUCUAAAGAUCAUUUCUUUUUUCAAUCUGUAUCAGUUCAGAGUUCUUUGAAACUUGAAUGUUCAACUAUU
Messenger RNA from Corylus avellana, 1040 nucleotides. Its product is annotated as Mitochondrial transcription termination factor family protein. Gene Ontology annotation, molecular function: double-stranded DNA binding. The record is from RefSeq and is a predicted model, not a curated record. Lineage: Eukaryota; Viridiplantae; Streptophyta; Magnoliopsida; Fagales; Betulaceae. Gene Ontology annotation, biological process: regulation of DNA-templated transcription.